GGCUGUUUGGCGCUUGUAAGCUUCAUAUAAAGUCCCACCGCAGGCAUCAUCGCUCUCAGAUCUCAGUCACAAAGUUUCGCGACUUCUUGCGCUCUCUCUCUCUCUCUAUCUCUAUAUCUCUCUAUCUUUCUCUCUCGCGUACAUCAAGUAUAUCUUACAACGCGUGUACGGGGAUACAUACGCGCAUUAUGUAGUGUGUGUGUGAUAGUUUUAUUUUUGGUCGCUUUUUGAUUUUGGCCCCGCUCGUAAUUAUAUACACACACACGUACAUUAACGCGUUUACAGUAGCUGCUACAUAGGUAGCUCGUACACGUGCACGUGCGACACGAUCUCGGCAGCUCUCAGUUACGAUCGACUCGCGUGUCGAGAAACACGAGUGCGUUAAGUGGUGAUCAGUGGACGAUCUCGGGAUACAUAUCGGACUCCGUUAUGUGGGCUUUGGGUCCUAGGAGACGAAAUUUGUGAACAAAAAGGGGAUAAAAAUUAACGGGACUUCUUGCCCACGCUUGUGAAUAGAUAUAAUUUAUACACUAACGUAACGUAAGAGGAGCACAAAGGGACUUUAAUUAGUCGCGAAUCUGACUGAUACCUUUGUCCAAAAUAAAAGCCAAAGGAGACAUGACGCUGCAACAGGAGAAAAAGGCCGAGGAGGGCACGGAGGGGACCAGGCCUCGCAUCGAGACCUUCGACGACAUACUGCCUUACAUCGGCGAAGCCGGCCGCUAUCAGUGGUUCCUGUUCGUCAUACUGCUGCCGUUCACCUUCGUCUACGCUUUUCUCUAUUUCGCCCAGUUCUUUAUCACCCUCGUGCCCGAGGAGUACUGGUGCAAAGUGCCGGAGCUCAUGAACGCCAAUCUCACCGAUGAACAAAUACUCGCCCUUUCAGUGCCGCCACCACAAUUCGAAGAAUUGAACGGCGACCAUCCGUCCAAUUAUUCGCGAUGCUCGCAAUACAUCACGAAUUGGGACGAGGUGCUGAGGUCCGGCAGGACCGAGGCCGAUCCGUCCUGGACGAUCGGCAAGUGCCAGAACGGCUGGAGCUUCAAUCUCACCAACGUGCCGUAUCUGUCGAUCGCCGCCGAGCUCGAAUGGGUGUGCGACCAGUCGUACCUGGGCACGACGGCCCAGUCGGCCUUCUUCGCCGGCAGCAUCGUCGGCGGUCUGAUCUUCGGCUACAUAGCCGAUCAUUACGGCCGCCUGCCCGCCCUCGUGCUCUGCAACGGGGUCGGCUUCUUCGCCUCGAUCGGCACGGCCUUCUGCACGAGCUUCUGGUCGUUCGUCCUGUCGCGCUUCAUCGUCGGCACGUCGUUCGAUAACUGCUUCAACAUCAUCUUCAUCAUCAUCAUCGAGUACGUGGGUCCGCGCUACCGCACCCUCAUGGCCAACAUGUCGUUCGGCAUCUACUUCGCGUUCGCCUCGAGCAUACUACCCUGGAUCGCCUACUGGGUCUCCGACUGGAAGAUCCUGAGCGUGGUGAGCGCGCUGCCGCUCGUCGUAGCCUUCGUCACGCCCUGGAUCGUCCCCGAGAGCGCCCGCUGGUACAUCAUGAACGGCCGCGUCGACAAGGCCAUCGAGCUGCUCAAGAAGUUCGAGAAGGUCAACAAGAAGACGGUGCCGCCGGAGGUGUACGAGGAGUUCGCCAGGAGCUGCGACACGGCCAUGAAGCAGAGCGACAAGCAGGCCGGCUACAAUUACACCGUCGUCGAUCUAUUCAAGCUGCCCAGGCUCGGGCGCAUUACCACGAUCCUCGUUAUAUACUGGCUGGUAAUGAUCAUGGUGUUCGACGGCCACGUCUGGAACAUGAAACUUUUGCACUCGGACGUGUUCACGUCGUUCUCGCUGGCCUCCAUCACCGAGCUGCCUGCCGCCCUCAUUCUCGCCCUCUUCCUCGACAGAUGGGGUAGGCGCUGGAUGGGCUUCUUCUCGAUGGUGCUCUGCGGCGUCUUCUCCUUCGUCGCUCUCGCUCUGCCCAAAGGUGCAUGGGCCAUGUCGAUGGCUAUUUUUGCGCGUCUCGGCGUCAACAUAUCGGCCAACAUCGGUUUUCAAUACGCCGCCGAGAUGUUGCCCACCGUCGUUCGAGCUCAGGGAGUAUCGCUGAUUCACAUUAUCGGCUACUUUGCCCACAUCGUUGGCCCGUACGUCGUUUAUUUGGCCAAGAUCCACGCCGCGUUGCCGCUCAUAGUGUUGGGAACCCUGUCGCUUAUCGACGCCGCUCUUACGCUCACUCUACCCGAAACUUUGGACCAAGAACUGCCCGAAACGCUCGAAGAGGGCAACUCCUUUGGCAAAGAGCAGAGCUUUUGGUGGUUCCCCUGCAUCAAGAGCUCGCAGGAAAAAAGAAAGAAGUAUCGAAGGAAACUUGGCGCGACGAACGCUGGCUUCAAUCCAGGCAGCUUGCAGAGGAUCGAAUCAACGAGAUUAUAAAAAAAUAUGUCUCCUUUUUCGGUACUACGCGCUUGCCAGUCUUUUCACACUUCGUUUCUUGUCACGAACGAACUUCGCUAAAAAAAGUCAUGUUAAGCGCCUUUACGAUCGGCAGUAUUCUAUGAUACUGACAGCCGCUUUUCUGCGGCUUUGUUGAACUGUGACCGUUGUUUAUGCAAUUCCAACGUGUUACUCCAUUUAAACGAAAAGCGCAGUGAAAGAUGAAAGUAAUGGAUUAACAGAAUAAUUAAUAGAUAAUCGACGGCUUUUUACAGUGAUAUUUUACUUUGACUCGCGUUUUUAAAUUGCUUGUGAUCAAUUUAUAUGAAAAACUCAAACAUCCAUACAAAUUUAUAUACACAGUUCAAACAUAUCUGACGUACAUUAACUUAUACGAGACAGAACAAACUAGUAUGUGCUAAAACUGUAAUGGUAAAGUUAGAUUUACUUUUUGCUGCACCAGAUCCAGACGUUAAUGUAAAUUCAAUUGUGUGACUUUGCUUUCUCAUUGUAACUAUUAAUCAUUACAAUACUACUCAUUACGUGAGAAACUGUAAAAAAUGAAAAUACUGUAAUAAUAAGAUUUCGCCGCUAUCGCGGCCAUUUUUUGAAAAUGAAACAAUAAGCACUUGACAAUACGAUAUUUUUGAUCGUUAUUAACAUUUUUCAGAGCUCAAUCGACUACGACAAUAAUUUGGGCAAAGCUCGAAUUUUAUUCGAUACUUGUUACGAUUAAUUUACGUGAGAUUUAUGUGCAUGCAAUAAUUGGCACCGCAGGAUAAUUUUUACGAAUUGCGAUGUUGAAAGUAUUACACAAAAAAGACUGAUGAACUUUUCGUGAGACCCGAUGAUCAGGAUUCUCGAUAACGUUUCAGUGUGUAAAAAACAAAAAAAAUUCAAAUAGUGCCAGAUGCGUUUUAUAAAAAAAAAUUAUAAUCAGAAUGUAUAAAAAAAUUUUUAUAAAUUGUUUUCUAUGUUAACAGUGAUGUUUCGUCUAACAGAAAUAUAAAAGUAUGAUUCGCGUACUUACGAGAGCACGGCGCUCCCUCUUUGUGCCUUAAACCUCGAGGCGAAUUAAUUAUCAAUGACAUUCCGCGAGUGCUGUAUAAUACAUGUUCGCAUCGAAAUACUUUCUAGGACAAGGAAAAAACUUUAGAAUAUUUAAAAAAUAGUGUUAACUUUGUAAAAGUAUUUGCAUUGAAACGCGAAAAAAUUCGAAAUAAGAGUGAUUUCCGUGAGUGCUGUGAGUGUACAUGCGAAUUAACAUUGUUACAAAUCAAUAGGAUAUAAAAAUAAGAUACUAACGAAGUGCCUUGAAAUUAAUCACAACGAUUUUUUUCCGUUGAUCUAUAGUCUACCUAGUAGAGCUUUAAGAAAAAAAAUAGGCUAAUUAGGAAUCAUCGAUUGCGUAAUUGUAAAAAUGAAUUAUUUUUUUUUAGUAUAACGUCGAAUGUAUGACAAAUGUAGUAAUAAAUGAAUAACAACAAA
This is a messenger RNA of Trichogramma pretiosum, 3912 nucleotides long. RefSeq names its product carcinine transporter-like. The transcript is spliced from 9 exons. Bases 619 to 2424 code for a protein of 601 amino acids. Gene Ontology annotation, molecular function: transmembrane transporter activity. Lineage: Eukaryota; Metazoa; Arthropoda; Insecta; Hymenoptera; Trichogrammatidae. Gene Ontology annotation, biological process: transmembrane transport. Gene Ontology annotation, cellular component: membrane. The record is from RefSeq and is a predicted model, not a curated record.